GGCGGAAGGUUCGGUGGCAGUCGUCGGUCUUCCAGCUGGUGGGAGUUGGCGUCGCGGUGUUGGGCUCUUGGACCCUAGUUUAUGCAGUCGGGGAGUUGGGUUGUGGGAUCUUAUCUUUCUGUCUGCUCCCACCUUUCCUGGGUUGCCAUUCACGGCCUGGGGCUUCGAGGAGGACUCCCCGGCCCUUAGGGCCACGGCGUUAGCAGUGCUUUUUGCGAGUUCCUCAUAAGCACAUCUUAAAGUCUUCAAGAUGGUUCUAGCAGACCUUGGAAGAAAAAUAACAUCAGCAUUGCGCUCAUUGAGCAAUGCCACCAUAAUCAAUGAAGAGGUAUUAAAUGCUAUGCUAAAAGAAGUAUGUACAGCAUUAUUAGAAGCGGAUGUUAAUAUUAAACUAGUGAAGCAACUAAGAGAAAAUGUUAAGUCUGCUAUUGAUCUUGAAGAAAUGGCAUCUGGUCUUAACAAAAGGAAAAUGAUUCAACAUGCUGUCUUUAAAGAACUCGUGAAGCUUGUAGACCCUGGAGUUAAAGCAUGGACGCCCACAAAAGGAAAACAGAAUGUGAUUAUGUUUGUUGGAUUGCAAGGGAGUGGUAAAACAACAACAUGUUCAAAGUUAGCAUAUUAUUACCAGAGGAAAGGUUGGAAGACCUGUUUGAUAUGUGCAGACACAUUUAGAGCAGGGGCUUUUGACCAACUAAAACAGAAUGCUACCAAAGCAAGAAUUCCAUUCUAUGGAAGCUAUACAGAAAUGGAUCCUGUUAUCAUUGCUUCUGAAGGAGUGGAGAAGUUCAAAAAUGAAAAUUUUGAAAUUAUUAUUGUUGAUACAAGUGGCCGCCACAAACAAGAAGAUUCAUUGUUUGAAGAAAUGCUUCAAGUUGCUAAUGCUAUACAACCUGAUAAUAUUGUUUAUGUGAUGGAUGCCUCCAUUGGUCAGGCUUGUGAAGCCCAGGCUAAGGCUUUUAAAGAUAAAGUAGAUGUAGCCUCAGUAAUAGUGACAAAACUUGAUGGUCAUGCAAAAGGAGGUGGUGCACUCAGUGCAGUUGCUGCCACAAAAAGUCCAAUUAUUUUCAUUGGCACAGGGGAACACAUAGAUGACUUUGAGCCUUUUAAAACACAACCUUUCAUCAGCAAACUUCUGGGAAUGGGUGACAUUGAAGGACUGAUAGAUAAAGUUAACGAGUUGAAGCUGGAUGACAAUGAAGCACUCAUAGAGAAGUUGAAACAUGGUCAGUUUACGUUGCGAGACAUGUAUGAACAAUUUCAAAAUAUCAUGAAAAUGGGCCCGUUCAGUCAGAUCUUGGGAAUGAUCCCUGGUUUUGGAACAGAUUUUAUGAGCAAAGGAAAUGAACAGGAGUCAAUGGCAAGGCUAAAGAAAUUAAUGACAAUAAUGGAUAGUAUGAAUGAUCAAGAACUGGACAGUACAGAUGGUGCCAAGGUUUUUAGUAAGCAACCAGGAAGAAUCCAAAGAGUAGCACGAGGAUCAGGUGUAUCAACAAGAGAUGUUCAGGAACUUUUGACACAAUAUACCAAGUUUGCACAGAUGGUAAAAAAGAUGGGAGGUAUCAAAGGACUUUUCAAAGGUGGUGACAUGUCUAAGAAUGUGAGCCAAUCACAGAUGGCAAAAUUGAAUCAACAAAUGGCCAAAAUGAUGGAUCCAAGAGUACUUCACCACAUGGUGUGCGACUUUCUUGGAGAGAAGAUUGCAUCUGUAUUGGGUAUUAGCACCCCAAAAUACCAAUAUGCCAUUGAUGAAUAUUACCGGAUGAAGAAAGAGGAAGAAGAAGAAGAAGAAGAAAAUAGGAUGUCUGAAGAAGCAGAAAGACAAUACCAACAGAGCAAGCUUCAGGAUAAUUCCAUUGUUCAGACAGAUCAACCAGAAACAGUGGUGUCCAGUUCAUUUGUGAAUCUUAAUUUUGAAAUGGAGGAAGACUGUGAAGUAAUUAUGGAAAGCAAACAAAAUUCAGUCUCUGUCCCACAAUAGAAUGAAAUGACUAUCAAACUUCAAGUCCUAAAGCUUUCUUUUUUUAAUACCAGGAACUUUCAUAUUUUCUAUUUAGUGAAACUUUAAUUAAUUUAUAUUUUAAAUUAUUGUUAUCUGGAAAGAAGAAAUGUUUCUCCAUUAUUAGGCUUUAACUAUCAAAAAUCAGAUCUGAAAUUUAUAUGCACUAUGCUUUUGCUGUAUGUUGAAAAUAGUGCUUUGUUUUUUUUCCUUUUGCAGUACUGGGCAUUGAACCCAAGGCCUUGUGCCUUCUAGACAAGCACUCUACCACUGAACUACACCCUCAGCACAGUGCUUUGGUUUUAUGAUCUUUAAAAAAGGUUAAGGACAUUCUAGAUUCCUAAUCAAUUAAGAAGAGUUAAUUUUCUGUUAUUUGUUUAAAAAAAAAAAAAGGUAAGUUAUUGAUUUAGGGUAACUGGAGCUGGUAAUCCUACAGUCUCAGAUUAAAAUGAGUAUUGACCUUUCCCAGAUUUUCUCAUGUUAUGCCUUGAAUUUUAUGCUUUGCAUUUAAUUUAUUUAACCAUUAAUUUCAUACAAAGCAUGAUUCACUAAGUGUGUAAUAAAAGGAACAAGAUGGAAGCACCCUGAAUUUUCCUUUUAUCAAGAAUAACUUUUAUGGAAAAGUAUCUGAAUUUACUACACCAAAUAUUAAAAUAUGUGCUAGGGAUUGAAUUCAGGGCAUGCUAGGCAAGUACUCUGAACAAUAUCCCUAGCCCUGAGUUUCCUUUUUUUAAUGAAAGUUAUUGAAAUUAAAUAAUCAGCUUUGUUUAUGAUGUUGACAUUAUUUAAAGAAUGAAUUUAUUAAUAUAUUUGUAUUCAAAUGGUAAAACCUAGUGAUUAUCCACAUAGCAUCCUCGUUAUAUCACUCAUUCAGCCCUUAAUGCCUCAGACAGGCAGAGCAGUUGGGUGGGAAUUGGUGUACAGAAUAGGUUGAAGCUAUCAGAAGUUGUUAAAUGUGGUUCAAGGUACAUAGUAAUAAUGAAAUUAGUUCCUUAUUUCAUUCAUAUUUUGAAGUAGCAACCUAGUUAAUUAACCUGAGUUAAUUUGCAAACUUUACAAAGUUAUAUGAUAUGAAGCUAAUUUUGAAAAUAUUUCUGAACAUGUGCAGAACCCCUGAGAUGUGUGCAUGACUUGAUUUACAACUAAAUGUGGAUAAAGAUGAAUGCAACGGAGUGUUUUGGAAAUGUUGACCUUAAAAGCUUUUUCAAGCUGAGUGAGUUGGUAAUCCCAGCGAUUUGAUAGGGUAAGGCAGAAGGAAGUUUGAAGCCAGCUUCAGCAAUUUAGCAAGAUGAGUUAAAAAUAAAAAAGGACUGGUGAUGUUGCUCAGUGGUAAAGCUCCCAGUACCAAAAAAAAAGGACCUUUUCACAAACUUAAUACUCAGUGGUUAUAUUAACAGCCAUCUAAAUAGUGUUAAGCUUUCAAUCUUAAAUUUUAUCUAAGAUAUAGUUUAAAAAAACACUCAAAAUGUGCAGAAAUCUAUAACAAAAUGUCAUAGAAAUCUAUGUAUUGUCAGUGUGUGUGAAUUCAGUUCAACUGAAAAUUGAAAAAUUUCAACUGGAAGUUGAAACAUCAAGUGAAAGCUGAAGUUCUUUAAAUUCUUCAACUGAUAAUUGAAUUUAGGAAGGAUAAACUCUUAGGAAUCUUCAGUUAUGUAGAUAUCAAGGCAUGGUGUUUCAUACUAUGUGAUGGUAAUAAUUUUAUUCAUGGUUGUAAACUAUAUAACUUAGUGCUUAAAGGAUUCUCAUCAUUGUGUAUAAUGUCACCAUAAAUUAGUUUAUUAACAGCUCUUAAAUAUGCCAGGGCGACGUCACUCUUCCUUCCAAUAUGUUUUAAACUGAGAAUAGUACCUAUCAAGUGAAGGCAGGUGUGUUCUAACCAUGAUCUUCUGAAUCUUCUCCUUACAGGUUCUAAUGUCUAAUAUCUAGUUUACCUAGAAACUUUUGUGACUAUAGUAGAAGGAAGAUAGUGACUUUGAAAGGUUUGUUUCUUGAAUUUUACUUUCACUACAUGCCCAAAGUAGCCAGUUUGUAAUGUUUAUAGUUAUUCACUGUGCCUUACAUUUUUAUACUUUUUUGUUUAUUCAAACUAUAAAAUUUCCCAUAAAUGCAUUAAAUGGUUUGUCUUAUUUUAA
Molecule: messenger RNA, 4128 nt
Organism: Ictidomys tridecemlineatus (thirteen-lined ground squirrel)
Lineage: Eukaryota; Metazoa; Chordata; Mammalia; Rodentia; Sciuridae
Source: RefSeq, a predicted model, not a curated record